AUGAACGGAAUCAUCCACAAUUGCACGCACAAGGACACGGGCGAGGAUACCACCUUCCGACUAAGCGAGGAGGAGAUGUUCAUACGCAUCUUUAACUACAUUGAGCACUUGUUUGGGAAGAUCAAGCCGAAGCAGCUCUUCUUCAUGGCUAUUGACGGUGUCGCACCGAGAGCCAAGAUGAACCAGCAGCGCGCCCGUCGGUUCCGAACCGCUCUCGACGCCGAGAAAGCCCGUGACAAGGCGAUCAGCGAGGGUGUUGAGAUGCCCAAGGAGCCUCCCUUCGACAGCAACUGCAUUACCCCCGGCACCGAAUUCAUGGCGAAGCUUACCCAACAACUCAAGUAUUUCGUCAACAAGAAGGUCUCCGAAGACGCCGACUGGCAGGGCUGUGAGAUCGUUCUGUCUGGUCACGAGGUGCCCGGUGAGGGAGAGCACAAGAUCAUGGAGUACAUCAGAAACGCCAAGGCGCAGCCUGAAUAUGACCCCAACGUCCGUCACUGCUUGUACGGACUCGAUGCCGACCUCAUCAUGUUGGGUCUUCUCAGCCACGACCCUCACUUUUGUCUUCUUCGAGAGGAGGUCACUUUCGGCCGCCACAACAAGAACAAGGCCAGAGAACUGGAGCACCAGAACUUUUACUUGAUGCACCUCUGCAUAGUUCGCGAGUAUCUCGAGUUGGAGUUUCAGGAGCUUCAAGAACCUGGGAAGCUUGGCUUUCCCUUCGAUUUGGAGCGGGUCAUCGACGAUUUCAUUCUCAUGGCUUUCUUCGUCGGAAACGAUUUCCUUCCCAAUCUUCCACGUCUGCAUAUCAACGAGGGUGCACUCGCUGCCAUGUUCCGUAUCUACAAGGAUAUUCUCCCCAAGGGAGAUGGCUAUAUCAACGAAGGAGGUAUCAUUAACCUUCCGCGUCUUCAAAAGCUUUUGGAGGAACUUGGAAAGGACGAGAUUGAGUCUUUCGAGAACGAUGCUAGCAACGAGAAGUGGUUCCAGUCCAAGAGAUCCGCCGAACCGAACGGCGUCGACAACAAGAAGUCCAAGGCCAAGGGUCUUGUGCUGACGUCUUCUCAGAGAGACUUAUGGAAGCAAAAGAUUCGUCCCUAUGUCAACAAACCAUCAUCUGAGCCGCUUGAUCUGGGUACCAGUUUGAACGCUGCGGACCGCAAGUUUGUCCAAGAUCUUGCUGAUACCCUUCAUAUUGAGUGGAGCACGAAGGAGGACGAUGAUGGCCAUCGUCACCUUCUUUUGUCUUUCCCCGAGGGUGCCGUUGAGAGCCUCAAUGAUGAAGAGGAAGAGGGAACACUGGCUCUCUACCGGGUUGUUCGAAACUACGACAAGGCUCUGGUUGUGGACAUCACUCCGGAGGAUGCCCAGCGUCACUACCAAGAACUCUACGACACCAAGUAUCAAGCCUGGAAGACGAAGUACUACUUGGAGAAGUUCCCUGAAUGGCCGCAGGAGUCUUACGACAAGGAGCUUGUCAAGCUUUGCGAAAACUACGUCCAGGGUCUCCAAUGGGUCUUGCACUACUACUAUCACGGAAUCGCCUCGUGGCCCUGGUUUUACCAGUACCAUUACUCCCCCUUGACUUCUGAUGUUGUGAAGGGUCUCGGAGCGGACCUGAAGUUCACCCUGGGUCAACCGUUCAGACCAUACGAGCAGCUGAUGGGUGUCUUGCCUGACCGAAGCAAGUCUAUCGUUCCUGAAGUCUACUGGGAUCUCAUGACGAAUCCCAACUCCCCCAUCUACGACUUCUACCCCCGAGACUUUGAGCUCGACAUGAACGGAAAGAAGAUGGAAUGGGAAGCCAUUGUGAAAAUUCCCUUCAUCGACGAGAAGCGUCUUCUUAGUGCCAUGGCGACAAAGAAUGAUCAACUCAGCCAGCAGGAGAAGUCAAGAAACGGCUUCGGUGUUGCUCUCAAGUUCACGUAUAACCCCGAGGUUGCGUACACCUACCCGUCAUCUCUUGUGGGUGUGUUCCCUGAGAUCAGCCCCUGCCAUUGCAUCGAGAACAUUUUUGAACUGCCGAACACCGAAGGAUUGAACUUCCGCAAGGGUCUUGUUGAGGGCGCCAAAAUCAACAUCGAUGCCCUGGCAGGAUUCCCUACGCUGCACAACCUCCCCUACACAGCGAUGUUAGUUGAGCACUACGGUGUCAAUGUUUUCCAAGCAGACAGCAAGAACCCCAGCAUGAUCAUUACCCUCACUGAUUCAGAAAUGAGAACGAAGGCUGAAGUGGCCAAGGCCAAGCUUGGAAAGCGUUGCUUCGUUGGUUAUCCUUUCUUGCAGGAAGCGAAGAUCGUGAAGGUCUCCGACGAGCUCUUCGACUAUGAGCUUGAUGGACGCGAUGGGUCCGUGAUUACACGUCAUCACGGCGAUAGGGAGAUCAGGGAAUGGUCCAAAGAAGCCGCGUAUAUCGAGAAUUGGCACGCAAAACGUCUCGGGUUCACCAUCGGCACCGUCGAGUCCCUUGUUCAAGUUCACAUGCUCAAGGGCUUGAUCAAGACCGAGGAGGGUGCUCUGAUCAAGGAGUACGCUGAGAAUCCCAGCAUGAGGAGCAUCUACGCGUCCCAGACAAUUGUCGACGAGGUCGUCAACGAGGAUGAACGUUUCAUUGAGAAGGCUGCCGUCCCCAUUGAAGAAGAGUACCCAGUCGGUACUCAGGCUUUCUUCUUGGGCGAAUUCCAAUACGGACGAGCUCUCGAGGUCACUGGGCAUGCUAACAACAAGGCGAACAUCAGAGUCUUGGCCCUCAAGAACAAAGAGCCAGACUUCGCAAAGCCGAUCAUUCAAGAUAUGAAGCGCCAGAACCGGUACACUCCAUCGUAUGCCGUUGCCAAGAUGCUGAAUCUUCAUCCCUUGAUUCUGAGCAAAAUCUUGUCAUCCUAUCAGAUCAACACGGUUGGCGGUCUCAGAGUCAACCUGGGACUUAACCUCAAGUUCGAUGCGAAGAAGCAGAAGGUCUUGGGCUACUCCCAGAAAUCAGACUCUGGAUGGGAGUUUAGUAACGCUGCCAUUGAACUUUUGGCCAGAUACAUUGCUGCUUUCCCCGACUUCUUCGCAGCCAUCCAGCAGAACCCCCAGUCAAGCGAUGUCAGCGACACUGAUCUCUGGAAGGAUCCCAAGGUUGCCGCUGCGCGCGUGAAGGAGAUUGGUGCCUGGUUGAAGUCAGCUCAGACGAGCAAGUUUGAGAGGGUUCCUUUGGAUGCCGAGCAACUGGAUUCUGUCGUGGUGAUGCGUCUUGCUGAGGAGGGUGCGAACGUUUUCACCAACUCCCAUGAGGUUGAGGUGAAGAACAUGAAGGGCGUCCCGCGGUCAGCCAUCAUGAAGCCCAGCGACGCCGAGCUCUUCCUGAGCAAUCAGAGAUUUGCGCUCGGCGACCGCGUCAGCUUUCUGUCCUCUUCUGGCAAGGUGCCCUUGGGAAGUCGCGGAACAGUCGUUGGCUUGAGCCGCACCGCCAAUCAUGUACUCCUUGAUGUCGUCUGGGAUUUGACUUUCAUGAGCGGUACGACACUGGGUGACAGAUGCCCGCCUUUCCGCGGUAUGACUGUCUACUCUUCGUCAGUACUCAACACUACACACAAGCAAGUUGUUUCUGGUUCAAAGGCCGGAAACUUGCGCCGGCCGGCACCUCCUGUAUCUUCAUCGCUCACCACUGGUGCAGCUGGUGUGGUUCAGUACAAGGAUGCCCCUGCUCCUGGGCCCCUCGCAGGUGGUUGGCGCGGUGCUGUUAAUGGCAGCCCCGGCCACUCUGGUCGCAGUCGCGGUCGCGGCGGUGCGCCCAACUUGCUGCACAGCAACCUGGUCUACCGUCCUGCCAAUGGUGCGGGAGAGGGUCAUGAAGUCAAUGGUCAUGGUCAUCGCGGUGGAGGAAACCCGAACGGCAGAGGCCGCGGCCGUGGACGUGGUGGACCUGUCCAACACCCUGGACACUCAGGACUUCAUGAGACGCCGCAGCAACCGAUGUAUUCCAACGUCCCACCUCCUGCCAACCUUGAUGCUAGAGGCACAGGACGCGGACGUGGACGUGGCGGAAGGGGUAGGGGCGGUCCUCGCAGCCGUGGUGGCAAUGGAGCCGGAGCGCCGGAAUCUUAG
Messenger RNA from Colletotrichum chrysophilum, 4092 nucleotides. RefSeq lists its product as uncharacterized. Bases 1 to 4092 code for a protein of 1363 amino acids. Gene Ontology annotation, cellular component: nucleus. Gene Ontology annotation, molecular function: 5'-3' RNA exonuclease activity; RNA binding. Gene Ontology annotation, biological process: rRNA catabolic process; nuclear-transcribed mRNA catabolic process. The transcript has 2 exons. Lineage: Eukaryota; Fungi; Ascomycota; Sordariomycetes; Glomerellales; Glomerellaceae. The record is from RefSeq and is a predicted model, not a curated record.